GCCCGCGCUGCGGUUCCAGUUCCGGUUCCGGUUCCGGCCGGGAUCCGCACCUGCGGUGACGGUGCGCAGCCAUGGCGUACUCCACGGUGCAGAGAGUGGCCCUGGCCUCGGGGGUCGUUCUGGCCGUGUCGCUGCUGCUGCCCAAGGCCUUCCUGUCCCGCGGGAAGCGGCAGGAGCCGCCGCCGGCACCCGAAGGAAAGUUGGGCCGAUUCCCACCCAUGAUGCAUCAUCACCAGGCACCCUCAGAUGGCCAGACUCCUGGGGCUCGUUUCCAGAGGUCUCACCUUGCAGAGGCAUUUGCAAAGGCCAAAGGAUCGGGUGGAGGUGCUGGAGGAGGAGGUAGUGGAAGAGGCCUGAUGGGACAGAUUAUUCCAAUCUAUGGUUUUGGGAUUUUCUUAUAUAUACUAUACAUUUUAUUUAAGCUCUCAAAAGGGAAAACAACUGCAGAGGAUCGGAAAUGCUCUAUUGCCACACCUGGAAAUACCCACAGAAAGAUUACCAAUUUUGAGCUUGCUCAACUGCAAGAAAAACUGAAGGAGACAGAGGAAGCCAUGGAAAAAUUAAUCAACAGAGUGGGACCUAAUGGUGAAAGCAGAGCACAAACUGUGACUUCUGACCAAGAGAAACGGUUGCUACAUCAGCUCCGAGAAAUCACCAGAGUAAUGAAAGAAGGAAAAUUCAUUGACAGACCCUCUCCAGAAAAAGAAGCUGAGGAGGCCCCUUACAUGGAGGACUGGGAAG
Messenger RNA from Carlito syrichta (Philippine tarsier), 741 nucleotides. RefSeq names its product RIC3 acetylcholine receptor chaperone (gene RIC3). The annotation marks the transcript as partial. Gene Ontology annotation, cellular component: neuronal cell body; intracellular membrane-bounded organelle; neuron projection. The transcript is spliced from 5 exons. NCBI's taxonomy places the organism in Eukaryota, Metazoa, Chordata, Mammalia, Primates, Tarsiidae. Gene Ontology annotation, biological process: synaptic transmission, cholinergic; protein localization to cell surface. The record is from RefSeq and is a predicted model, not a curated record.